Molecule: messenger RNA, 817 nt
Organism: Venturia canescens
Lineage: Eukaryota; Metazoa; Arthropoda; Insecta; Hymenoptera; Ichneumonidae
Product: cytochrome c oxidase subunit 4 isoform 1, mitochondrial-like
Exons: 4
Coding region: 155-685 (176 amino acids)
Biological process (GO): mitochondrial electron transport, cytochrome c to oxygen
Source: RefSeq, a predicted model, not a curated record
AGGAUUUCUCUGCGAAGAAAAGUGCUGCCAUCCAGCGCAGCGGUACUUUUCUGAACUCUGUUGCGCAGCUGAUGACAGAAUCCCAUCUUGCUCGAAGGGAUCGAUUUCGCACGACCAUUUCUCUGCGUAUUUUCGCCGUGAGAAUUCCCGGAGGAUGAACAUGGCAGGUAAACUGUUGGUGAGCUGCCUCCGCAAUGUCCGGAAUGUACCAAUCGCUCGAAUGUCAGGACAUGAACCUCCUCCUUACUCGUUCACCCUUAAAGCUGGAAACCGAGAAGUAGUCGGCUAUGGAGUCAACGGCGAGGCGUCAUACAUCGACCAUGAAGCCUGGCCAAUGCCCGCUGUGCGCUUCAAGGAAAUCACUCCUGACCUUGCCAUCUUGAAGGAGAAGGAAAAGGGAGACUGGAAAAAAUUGACAUUGGAGGAGAAGAAAACACUGUACAGAGCGAGUUUUUGUCAGACAUUUGCAGAAAUGGAUGCUCCAACAGGUGAAUGGAAAUCUAUUACAGGAAUCACCCUAACGCUUAUUACCACGGCUCUGUGGAUAUACGUGGGAAUGAAGUUAUUUGUGUACGAACCACUUCCGGAUUCUUUCAAAGAGGAAAAUCGACUCGCUCAAUUGGAGCGUAUGAUUGCUCUCGAUGUUGAACCAAUUACAGGCGGACUCAAACGCAAAAAAGCGUAAACGAGUUAUUUAAAAUGCAAUUAGUGAAUAAAAUUUGUACGUUAGAGUGAAACCGAGUUGAAUCCAAAAAAUUGUGCAAAACGCAUGAAUGGUGAAAUAAAAUCGAUGAAUCGAUCCUCUGACGCAUAGUAA